Messenger RNA from Fibroporia radiculosa, 2175 nucleotides. RefSeq lists its product as uncharacterized. The record is from RefSeq and is a predicted model, not a curated record. Gene Ontology annotation, cellular component: endoplasmic reticulum; membrane. Gene Ontology annotation, biological process: long-chain fatty acid metabolic process. The transcript is spliced from 15 exons. NCBI's taxonomy places the organism in Eukaryota, Fungi, Basidiomycota, Agaricomycetes, Polyporales, Fibroporiaceae. The coding region runs from base 1 to 2175 and encodes 724 amino acids. Gene Ontology annotation, molecular function: long-chain fatty acid-CoA ligase activity.
AUGUCGUCCUUCAACAGCCCCGUCCCCUUUCCCCGCAGUUCGUCAAACUAUGCUCACCAGUCCGUAGAGGUCCCGGGCACCCGCAAACCCGGCCAGACAGGCCACUAUCGCGCAACCGCGUACCCGUUCCUGUCCGUGCGUUCGCCCGGCGCCUUUUCCGUCCUCACAGAGAUGUUCGACGAGGGGUUCAAAAGUGGUGGCAACGGUCCCUGUUUCGGCUACCGGCCCCAGGUCUCCCAAACCCCCCUCAAGUUUGCGGACCAUUACGAGUGGUACUCCUGGCCCGAGGUCGAUGUGCGCAGACGCGCCAUCGGCAGCGCCCUCUACACACUCUUCCAGAAGGGUGUCCUCGGCGGCGGACAGUUGGAGACCGUGGGCAUCUGGAGCAAGAACAAUCCUGAGUGGCAGAUCAUCGACCUGGCUUUGCACGCGUACGCAAAGGUCGGCGUGGGCCUGUAUGACACUCUUGGAAAGGACUCCGUAGAAUACAUUUUGAAUCACGCAGAGAUCUCCGUCGUAUUCGCUACAGUGGACCAUAUCCCAUUCCUCUUGGGCCUUGCACCAAAAAUACCCACCUUCAAGAUGAUCGUCUGCAUGACCGUCCUCUCUGACGACAGCAAACUGGCAUUUUCUGCGUGGGGCAAGGAGAAGAACGUCCAGGUCAUUGACAUACAAGAAUUGGAAGAGAUGGGCGCCGCCGAGCCAGUUCCCGUCGUAAAGCCAACGUCAGAUCAGCUGGCCACAAUCUGCUAUACAUCGGGAACAACCGGAAACCCAAAAGGCGCCCUUCUCACUCAUGGCAACCUGGCGAAUGCGGCCCAUGCACAAUUGCAUGGGUACGAAGUCACCGGUGAGAGAUCCGCCCUCUCGUAUCUUCCUCUGGCACAUAUAUACGAGCGCGUGAUGGCGCUCUGCAUCAUGUCUGUCGGAGGCCGCAUCGGCUUCUCCACGGGCGAUCCGCUCCGGCUCCUGGAAGAUCUCCAAGUCAUGAAGCCCACCUUCAUCGCCGCCGUCCCGCGCGUGCUGAAUCGCGUGUACCAAGCGGCAAUGGCGGCAUCCUCAGCGCCUGGGCUGAAGGGGAAGCUCUUCAAUUAUGCUAUGGAAGUGAAAUUGCAGCAGCUGCGCACGACCGGUGUGCGUACACACGCACUGUGGGACCGUAUUGUGUUCAAAAAGGUUGGUAUCGCCGGGCUGAGUGAUCGGAUCCUUUUGCUAACAGAGCUUGCAGGUGGCAGCUGCCUUUGGUGGCAAGCUGCAGCUGAUGGCAUGUGGUUCCGCGCCGAUCAGCGCGUCUGUAAUGGACUUCCUGCGGAUAUCGCUGCUGUGCGACAUUCUCGAAGGGUCAGUAUUUGUCACCAUAUUAGCCAUGGGAGGCCACUGACCGUGUUGGGCAUGCUCAGGUAUGGAAUGACGGAGAAUGGUGGCACUUGCACGCACGUUUGGCCAGAUGACCCCACGUCAAGUGGGACGGUUGGGCCCCCAGUUCCUUGCUCGGAGAUCAAGUUGCUCGAUGUACCGGCCAUGAACUACUCUGCAGAGGACAAGCCGCGUCCGCGAGGUGAGAUUCUCGUCCGCGGCGACAACUGCUUCAUCGGCUAUUACAAGGACGAGGCGAAUACAAAAGCAGCGCUAGACGAGGAUGGUUGGGUACACACGGGCGAUGUCGGCGAGAUGGACGAGUGUGGUCGGCUCCGGAUCAUCGACCGUGUCAAGAACAUCAUGAAGCUCGCACAGGGCGAGUACGUCGCGCUGGAGAACAUCGAGAACGUCUACAGCGCGUGCCCGCUCGUCGCGCAGCUGUUCGUGCACGGCGAUUCGCUGCAGUCGUAUCUGCUGGCCGUGGUCGUACCCGACCCGGUCCAGUUUGCCGACCUCGUGUCGAAGCUGUACGGCAAGCCCAUCACGCCCACCGACGUCACGGCCCUGGAGGCAGCCGUCUAUGACCCCAAAGUUAACGCGGCGGUUCUCGCUGAGUUGACGAAACAGGCGCAGGCGGAAAAGUUGAAGGGCUUCGAGAUGAUCAAGCGCAUACACAUUACCAUGGAGCUCUUCACCGUGGACAACGGCUGCCUCACGCCCACGCUCAAGAUCCGUCGCAAGGAGACAUAUGCCAAGUUCAAGAACGAGCUAGACGCACUGUACGAGCUCCCAGCUCCGGCGUCGUCGAAGCUCUGA